CACGCCUUAUCAUCGCCAGAACCGAAUCAUUCUUUAUUAUAACAUUCUUUCAGUCAAUUUGUUCAUCGCCGACGGCGACGAGUUUCCGUUUUCUGUUACCAAUUUGCCAUUACUCGCUCAGUCACUCAGUGACUCACUCACUCACUCACUCGAAGUCACUGACUCCCUUGUAAACGGACGAUGGACAGAGAUUCCUACGACGAAGAUGACGAUCGUCAAAACUUAAUCCACCAAAACGAUACCAAACAGCUGCCGCAUCACCUCCCCACUGGCACGAAUUCUACCUCCAGUCCAAGAUCCACCUUCCACAUCGAUGACAUUGAGUCUCAAAUUCGCCGCCGUUUCAAGCUCAACCUCAACAAGCGUUACCUCAUUGCCGUGUUACUUCCUCUGCUCAUAAUCGUGAUAUACUUCUCCACCGACAUUCGCUCCCUCUUCUCCUCUAAUAUCUCUUCCCUGAGAUUCGAUUCGGUUACAGAUCGAAUGAAGGAAUCUGAAUUGCGCGCUCUUUAUUUGUUGAAUCAGCAGCAUUCUUCGCUUCUUUCUCUAUGGAAUCGCACGUCUGUAUACAACAACAUUUCAUCCGUUCAAUUUGAUGAUAUCAAAGAUGGUUUGCUCAAGCAGAUUUCAUUGAAUAAAAACAUUCAACAUGUACUGCUGUCACCUUACCGGACCGGAAAUUUGUCGGCAGAGCUCGGCAAUAGCAACGUUUCGGACACUUCUUUUGGCGGGUACGGUUUUGACAGGUGUAGAAAAGUGGAUCAGAGGUUUUCAGAGCGGAAAACGAUUGAAUGGAAGCCCCAAUCCAACAAGUUUUUGCUUGCGAUUUGCGCUUCGGGACAGAUGAGUAAUCACUUGAUCUGUCUAGAGAAGCACAUAUUCUUUGCUGCAUUGUUGAAUCGCGUACUGGUUAUACCGAGUUCAAAGUUUGAUUAUCAGUACAGCAGAGUGUUAGACAUUGAGCAUAUUAACAGCUGUUUGGGAAGGGAAGUCGUGAUUAGCUUUGAAAAAUUUAUGGAAACCAAAAAGAAUCAUCCUCACAUUGACAAGUUCAGCUGUUAUUUCUCGUCACCUCAGCUGUGCUAUCUGGAUGAUGAGCAUGUAAAGAAGUUGAAGGGUUUGGGCCUUUCUAUGGGGAAACUUGAGGCUCCUUGGAAGGAGGACGUAAUGAAACCCAGCAAGAAGACGGUACAGGAUGUGGAGGCUAAGUUUAAGUCUGAUGUUGAUGUGAUUGCAAUUGGAGACGUGUUUUAUGCAGACUUGGAGAGUGAGUGGGUGAUGCAGCCUGGUGGCCCGAUUGCUCAUAAAUGCAGGACUUUGAUAGAGCCAAGCAAUCUCAUUUUGUUGACAGCUGAGCGAUUCAUUCAGACUUUCUUGGGGAAAAACUACAUUGCUCUUCAUUUCAGGCGACAUGGUUUUCAGAAGUUCUGCAAUGCUAAAAAGCCCAGUUGCUUUUACCCUAUUCCCCAAGCUGCGGAUUGCAUCACCCGGGUGGUUGAAAGGGCAAAUACACCGGUUAUAUAUCUUUCCACAGAUGCAGCUGAAAGUGAAACUGGCUUGCUGCAAUCACUGAUUGUGCUAGAUGGGAAGACUGUGCCACUUGUUAAACGACCCCCUCGUGAUUCAGCUGAAAAAUGGGAUGCUUUGUUAUAUAGACAUGGCCUUGAAGAAGAUCCUCAGGUGGAUGCUAUGCUGGAUAAGACAAUCUGUGCCAUAGCCAGCGUCUUCAUUGGAGCUUCUGGGUCUACCUUCACAGAGGACAUUCUGCGGCUCCGAAAAGACUGGGGAAGUGCCUCACUAUGUGAUGAGUAUUUAUGCCAAGGUGAAGAGCCAAACUUCAUCGCAGGUGAUGAAUAAAGAAGCAGCAGAAAAAAUGGCUGCCUGGCGAAUUCAUUUUAAGUUGCCUCCACUAUACUCUUUUCCUCCACUGCAGAAGAUGGAUGGUUUUGUGGAUGUAUUGUAGUGUAUGAUAAGAGCAUUUAAUUGAUUAUUAGUUUUAUAUAUGUCAUUCUUUCAAUCUGACUGCUUUUGUGUUUUGUCUCUUAAAUUCAUUGUAUUGUCACUUUGCAUUUUUUUCAUAUAACAGGAAUGGUCGUUACUCUUUUUCCAGCCCAAUAAAAAUGAAUCUCCAAG
Rubroshorea leprosula is the source of this 2133-nucleotide messenger RNA. NCBI's taxonomy places the organism in Eukaryota, Viridiplantae, Streptophyta, Magnoliopsida, Malvales, Dipterocarpaceae. The record is from the annotation of a GenBank genome assembly.